GUAACGUCAUAAGGCUGCGCCGCUAUCCUGAAUCUGUUGUGUUUCGACCAAAGGAAGGACGAAGUGGCUGAAAACACACACAAACUCCUGGUGAAGCAGCCAAGAUCCACGUGAGAAACUUUUAUAAAGAUGAUGUUUAUUAAAGAGGAGAGUGAAGAUGUGAGGAUUGAAGAAACAUUCAGAGUCAAACAAGAAUACACUGAGGAACAAACAGACCUGAUGUCACUGAAAAAAGAGAGUCAAGCACUGGAUGAAAUGGAAGACAAAGAACAUCAUGAUUUCAAAACCAGAGAAAAUUUUAGUUUCUCACAGAAUAAAAAGACUACAGGAAAAAGAGCUCAGAAAACCGGAGCAAGAAGUAAAUUCACCUGCCAACAUUGUGGAAAAAUAUUUACUGAAAAAAGAAACCUUGAAGUUCAUGUGAGGAUUCACACUGGAGAAAAGCCUUACAAAUGCUCUAAAUGUGGAAAGGGUUUCAAACAUAAACAAACUCUUAAUGCCCACAUUAAAAUUCACACAGGAGAGAAGCUAUACCCCUGCCAACAGUGUGGAAGGAGUUUCAAUUUAAAAGGAAACCUUGAAAUCCACAUGAGGAUUCACACUGGAGAAAAGCCUUACACCUGCAAACUGUGUGGAAAAAGUUUUGUUAUAAAAGCAACCCUUCAAAGGCACAUGAUGAUUCAUACUGGAGAAAAGCCUCACACCUGCAAACUGUGUGGAAGGGGUUUCAUUCGAAAAUCAGACCUUGAGGUCCACAUGAGAAUUCACACUGGAGAGAAGCCUUACACAUGCCCUCAGUGUGGAAAGAGUUUUACACGUCAAUAUACUCUUAAAGCCCACAUAAGAAUUCACACUGGAGAGAAGCCAUACAACUGCCAACAGUGUGGAAAGAGUUUUACACGUAAACAAACUCUUAAAGACCACAUGAAAAUUCACAGUGGAGAGAAAUAUUCCAACUGCCAACAGUUUCAGAUGUAAAAAAUUACUAAAUAACCAUAUAAGGUAUCAUUCGAUAAAAUGAAUUUGUCAUCAGUAAAAAGUUUCACAGAAAGGAAGCACUGUAAGGAUCAUGUAAUAACUCAUAUCAGAAAAAAAAUAAUUCAUUGUGCUUCACUGUGGAAAACUGGAAAAAGAGACAAAACAAACCUUGAUAUUUACUUGAGAACUUUUACAUGCGGUCACGGAGUGACUCACAGAGUUUCCGAUCCAAAUAAAAAUUAACUGUCACAUGAUUAGGGAUGGGUACUGAGAACUGGUAUUUUUUUGGACCGAAUUGGGUCGAUUCCGUACGCUGGACAAACGAUACUGAUAUUGAUACUUACGUUGUUUUAUCUUUUAAUUCUGUCAUUAUUUACUCAGUCAUGUUGUACCAAACAUGUAUAAAUGUGUAUUUAUUCUUGUGCUGAACACAAAAUAAUAUAUUUUGAAGAAUGUGGUUAAGCAAAGAAUUGCUGGUCCCCA
Carassius auratus (goldfish) is the source of this 1461-nucleotide messenger RNA. RefSeq names its product gastrula zinc finger protein XlCGF8.2DB-like. The record is from RefSeq and is a predicted model, not a curated record. NCBI's taxonomy places the organism in Eukaryota, Metazoa, Chordata, Actinopteri, Cypriniformes, Cyprinidae. The transcript has 3 exons. Gene Ontology annotation, biological process: regulation of transcription by RNA polymerase II. Gene Ontology annotation, molecular function: DNA-binding transcription factor activity, RNA polymerase II-specific; RNA polymerase II cis-regulatory region sequence-specific DNA binding. The coding region runs from base 130 to 978 and encodes 282 amino acids.